Molecule: messenger RNA, 1839 nt
Organism: Eimeria mitis
Lineage: Eukaryota; Apicomplexa; Conoidasida; Eucoccidiorida; Eimeriidae
Exons: 7
Coding region: 1-1839 (612 amino acids)
Source: RefSeq, a predicted model, not a curated record
AUGCAUGCAGCAGCAGCAGGGGUUGCUGCUGCUACUUCUGCUGCUGGGGCCGACCAGCACCGACACGGAGGGAGAAAGGAGAAGGAAUCACCAGACCAUCAGCAGCAGCCGCCAGAAGCAACAGAGACAGCAGCCAUAAACACAGCAUCCAGCGCUACAGCGGCAGACGCCUCGUUUGCUGCUCCUGCUGCUGCUCCUAACAGCAGCAGCAGCAGCAGCAGGAACCCAUGCAUUAUCCUGAAGCCACCGGACGCAACGCCUGGAGGUGCUGAGAGGCGGCGUUUGGUUCGCUCUGGGCAUCCUUGGGUCUUCGAUUUCGAAAUAGAAAAUAUAAAGCACUUCAACAAAAUGCAAACGGGAAAACUGCUGCCGGUUUAUGACUGCGAUGCUUCCACGACGCAUGCUAGUAUUGCUGCUGCUACUGCUGAUACUGCUGCCUCUACGGGUUGCGGGGAGAGGGAGAGGGCCCUGAGGAGCAGCAACAGCUGCAGCAGCAGAAACACCUGCAGCAGCAGCAACAGCAGCAACAGUAGCAGAAGUAACAACGCCUUCGACGUUCCGAAUGAAGAAGCCGUCGGCGAACUUCUUUGCGAUCGGUUUCGUGCUGCAGUCCAUCGCCGACGCCUGCGUUAUGCGCGGCAGUCUCUACCUGCUGACAGUAUCAGCGCUAGCAGCAACAGGAACAACUGCAGCAGCAGCAGCAGCAGCAGCAGCAACACCACGGGGUUGCCGAAUGUCUGGCGUGCGGUAGAUGGGGAAGCAGACGGAUUGCCCGGCGUUGAAGUCGAUGUCUAUGGAUCGGUUGGUGUCACCGUUAUCUGGCUGCUGCUGUUUGCUGCGGCUGCCCUUGCUGCAGUGCUCCGUCUGUCUUCUCAGUCUGUGUUGCCUCAUAGAGACAUCUUCGUGGCUUUGGUGGAGGAGACAAUCAGCCCGGCGACUCUUUCUGUGCAGACCCUGAAAUCUAAAAAGGAAAAACUUGCACAAGGAGGGGCGGAGUACGUGAGCGAGCUCGUGUUGGGAUCGGAUCCCGUGGCAUGGGUCUCUGCUUGGGGUUUAUCUCAGCCGGUGCAUUUAUUUUUUCCUCCUUUUGCAACAUGCUCUACCCACACUCUGCAGCUGCUGCCGCUGCUGCGUAGACACUGCGCGGGCGCCACGGUGCUCUCCGUGAACGGAUCGUCCAAGGGGAUCGGGAUCGGCUGCUGUUACAGCAACAGCAACAACAGCAGCAGCAGCAGCAGCAAUUGUUCCUCCCUACCGUUUGAGCAUUCCAGCAAUGACGGUAGAGGCGAAGCCGAUGGAACAACGCAGACAACACAAACAGUUUUAUCUGCAGCAGAGCAAGAAGGAGCUGCAAGUCUUGUAAUGCUCGAGUCGUCGCACACCGUGCAUACGCUCAACGAAAAGGCAACAGCAGCAAACAAACUUUCCUCGGCUGUUUCUUGCGUCCACACCGAGGAUGUCCUUAAAGAGCUGACUACCAUGAAGGCUUCUGCUCUCAGGUUUCGCGGAGUAUACAUACACCUGAGCCCGAAUGUGCGGUUCUCUGCGGCUGAACGAGGCGGACAGUUUGGGCGUUGGUUUCGGCCGUCUUUGCGGGGCCUCGAGUCGCAGUGGAGUGCAGCAGCAGCACUUGUGGAGAGAGGUGGUUUGCUAGCGACUUCGUUACUGCUGCCCGUACACCUCAGCUCGUGGGCACUGCGCAGUCUGUGUCGAGCUGCAGAGACAGCCGGGAAGAAACCCUCUCUGGUGUUCACAAGCGUGGCUUCGCCAGACUCAAGGAUGAUGACGGUGCAGACAGACCUGUGGAAGGAAGAGGUGUUUUGUCUGCUGUUGCGCUGA